This is a messenger RNA of Sinocyclocheilus grahami, 5369 nucleotides long. RefSeq names its product dedicator of cytokinesis protein 4-like. The record is from RefSeq and is a predicted model, not a curated record. Gene Ontology annotation, molecular function: guanyl-nucleotide exchange factor activity; small GTPase binding. Lineage: Eukaryota; Metazoa; Chordata; Actinopteri; Cypriniformes; Cyprinidae. The transcript has 47 exons. Gene Ontology annotation, cellular component: plasma membrane; cytoplasm. Gene Ontology annotation, biological process: cell chemotaxis; small GTPase-mediated signal transduction.
UAUGUGGGAUGCUGCUGUGGCUCUACCCUCAGAACAAUACAGUGCUACCCUGUUUAACAACAAUAUGGAUAGUAUCCGCCGUAAUUGCCCUGUUUUAUAGCACAGUUUCUUUUACUUGACGCGGAAAAAAUGUGGAUACCGACUGAACUCGAAAAAUAUGGCGUUGUGCUGGCAAAUUUUCGAGGAAUGGUUCAGCAUGGACUCCCGCUGGAGAUCGGCGACACGGUGCAGAUUUUGGAGAAAUGUGAAGGAUGGUACAGAGGAUUCAUCACAAAGAAUCCAAACGUAAAGGGAAUAUUCCCAAGCUCCUAUAUUCACCUCAAGAAUGCCCUCGUCAAGAACAAAGGGCAGUUUGAGACGGUCAUUCCCACCGAGGACUCGGUCAUUACAGAGAUAACUAUGACCUUGAGAGACUGGGGCACCAUGUGGAAGCAGCUCUACAUGAGAAAUGAAGGGGAUCUUUUUCACAGACUGUGGCACGUGAUGAAUGAGAUAUUGGAGCUGCGGCAGCAGGUUCUGGUGGGCCACCUCACUCACGACCGCUUGAGUGACAUCAAACAGCACAUCACGGCACGGCUGGACUGGGGAAACGAGCAGCUGGGUUUGGAUUUGGUCCCCAGGAGGGACUUCAGCAUGGUGGACCCUGAUGAGAUCAGCAUCACAGAGCUGUAUCGGCUGAUGGAGAGACGUCAUCGUAGACGCGAGGCUCCCCCGCAGGCCAGUAUGCACCACCUGUUCCUUCAGAUGAAGAGCAUGAUGAGUUCAAACCUGGGGGAGGAGCUGGAAGUAUUCUACUCUGUCUAUGACAGCAGGGAAAUGCGACCAAUCAGUGAGAGGUUCUUUGUGCGCCUCAAUAAGCAAGGGCUACCAAAGUCUCCAGAGAAGACUGAGAGGCAGUGUACACUCUUUGUUGAUUUGGGAAGUAGCGAUCUUCGCAAAGAUGUGUAUGUUGUAGCUCAUAUUUUUAGAAUAGGGCGAAUGGUCGCAGGUGAGAAGAAGAGCGUGAGUAACACGCAGUACAAGCGUCCGUACGGUUGUGCCGUGAUUAGCGUGGCUGACCUGUUAACAGCUGACUUCAAGGACGAUCAUUUGCUGAAGAUCUACUCAUGUAACGCAGAGAGCGAGUGGUACCAAAUCCACGACAGUAUUAUCAGGAAGGUCAGCUCACGAUACAGCCAUAUUGGCACAAAUACAGGCCUUAAUGUCUCUCUCCAACUCCUGCAUGGGGAUAUGGAACAGAUUCGCAAGGAUUACAUGCGUCUUUUCACCCGCAACGUUUCUAUUACUAAGAGGCUGGGAUUCUCUGAUAUCAUCAUUCCAGAUAAUUUUGAUCGAAAGUGUGAAGAGACAGCUGAUCUUCAGGAUCCCUCUCGGUACCUCAAACUGCCAUUUUCCAAAGCCAGCCUCCAGCCGGGCAACAACCAGACAAUAAAGAACAGCAAAGAGUCUUUCUGGAUCCAGUCGUCUCUCUGCUCCACUAAACUCACUCAGAAUGGUGACAUGUUAGACCUGCUGAAAUGGAGAGUCCAUCCGGACAGAAUCAUUGACUGCCUCUCCAAACUGAAGGACAUUGAUGGCACUGAAAUUGUUAAGUUUUUACAGGACACUCUGGACACCUUGUUUGGGAUUUUAGACGAGAGUCCCCAGCGGUAUGGACUAAAAGUCUUUGACUGCCUGGUGCACGUUAUAAAUUUGCUGCAGGACAGCAAAUUCCAGCUCUUCAAACCUGUAAUGGACAACUACAUCGAGAACCACUUCGCUGGUGCCCUUUCCUACAGGGAUCUGAUCCGUGUGUUGAAGUGGUAUGUGGAUCGUAUCAUUGAUGCCGAGCACCAAGAACAGAUCCAGCAGGUUUUGAAGGCGUCUGAGUACUUGUUUAAGUACAUUGUACAGUCACGGCGUCUGUACGCGGCAGCCACCGGAGGCCAGAAUGAGGAGGAAUUUCGCUGCUCUGUUCACGAACUCUUUAAAUCAAUCCACCUGUUCCUGUCGCAUGAGAGUAAGGGCAUCAGCCCCAUCACACACACACAGGCCGUGUUCCUGAGAUCGUUCCCGACUGUGUGCUGCGAGCUGCUAAAGAUCUUCAGCAUGAGAGAGGUGGCAAAUCUGGCCCGCGACACGCUGAGCAGCCUGCCUGCCCUCACGCACACAGACUGUCCUCUACAGGCCGUCAAACUCCAGUGCAUGGCCAAGACCGUGGAGAGUCCUCUUUACAUCAACCCAGAGUCCAGGUGUGUGCUGUUACCUGUAGUGCUGCGUCUGCUGCACACACACCUGCAGGAGCAGAAGGAGCUGGUGCUAUGUGCCAAUAUCCUCACCAGCAUGCUGACGCUCAACACUCCAGCCAUGGAGUGUGGUGUUUCUGAGGAGGUGAAUCUGGUCAUGGAGGGUCUGUCUGGAGUGCUACUCAGAACUAUACUGGAAGUGACCAACCGGCCUCAGCCUGCCGCCACCUCACUGCGCCUGCAGUACCAGGAUGUUACUGGUGAAUUUGUUGCCUGUUUGCUCACAUUGCUGCGGCAGUUGAAAGAUAAAGAAUACCAGCAGCUUCUCAGCAGAUUUCCCACUAAAGAUGAACUAACGAGUUUCCUCCUGCAGUUAUUCACUGUCUUCAGAAUACUUAUCCGACCCGAUAUGUUUCCAAAAGACUGGACUGUCAUGAGACUGGUCGCUAAUAACGUCAUCAUAACCACCAUCUUGUAUCUCUCUGAUACCCUGCGCAACAAUUUCCUUAAUGAGAAAUUUGACUUCAAGGUAUGGGAGUCCUAUUUUUAUCUCUGUAUAAUAUUCAUCAACCAGCCCUGCCUACAACUGGAAAUGUUCCCGCCCUCCAAGAGGAAAAAAGUCCUGGAGAAGUACGGUGACAUGAGAGUGAUGAUUGGCUGUGAGAUUUUCAGCAUGUGGCAGCAUUUGGGUGACUAUAAGUUAAGUCUCAUUCCUACCCUGAUUGGUCCGUUCAUGGAGGUGACUCUGGUACCACAGAUGGACCUGCGGAACGUCCUCAUCCCCAUUUUCCACGAUAUGAUGGACUGCGAACAGCAACGCAGCGGCAACUUCAAACAGGUGGAGGCCAAACUAAUAGACAAACUGGAUGGCCUGAUGUCAGAGGGAAAAGGAGAUGAGACAUACAGAGAGCUCUUUAACAACAUAAUUCCACUGUUUGGUCCAUAUCCGAGUCUCCUGAAGAAGAUUGAGAGAGAGACCUGGAGAGAAAGUGGCGUUUCCCACAUCGCUACCGUCACACGGCUAAUGGAAAGAUUGCUAGAUUACAGGGACUGCAUGAAGAUCGGCGAGGUUGAUGGGAAAACAAUGGGAUGUACAGUCAACCUUCUGAACUUCUACAAAACUGAGUUGAAUAAAGAAGAAAUGUACAUCCGUUAUAUUCACAAGCUCUAUGAGCUGCACUUGAAGGCACAAAAUUACACUGAGGCGUCCUACACCCUCCUGCUGUACGACGAGCUUUUGGAGUGGACCGAAAGGCCUCUCAGAGAGUUCCUCACGUACCCCAUGCAGAGCGAAUGGCAGAGGAAAGAAUGCCUCCAUCUCACCAUCAUUCACAAUUUCGACAGAGGGAAAUGCUGGGAAAACUGCAUCAUACUGUGCCGAGAGCUGGCCAAUCAGUACGAAGCGUUUUAUGACUACAGGAACCUCAGCAAAAUGAGGUAAUUAGAGUCCUCUUUAUAUGACAAAAUAAUGAACCAGCAGCGGCUUGAGCCAGAGUUCUUCAGAGUCGGCUUCUACGGAAAGAAGUUCCCCUUCUUUUUAAGGAAUAAAGAGUUUGUGUGUCGAGGGAACGAUUACGAGCGUCUGGAGGCCUUUCAGCAGCGGAUGCUCAGCGAGUUUCCUCACGCCAUCGCAAUGCAGCACGCCAACCUGCCCGACCAGACCAUCCACCAAGCAGAUGCGCAGUAUCUGCAGAUCUAUCCCGUUAGUCCUGUCCCUGAAAACCAGGACGUCCUGCAGAGAGACGGAGUGCCCAACAACAUCAAGAGCUUCUACAAAGUCAACCAUAUUUGGAGGUUUCGCUAUGACAGGCCUUUUCACAAGGGCACCAAAGACAAAGAGAAUGAGUUUAAGAGCCUGUGGGUUGAGCGGACAACACUGGCCCUCGCUCAGAGUCUACCUGGCAUCUCUAGCUGGUUUGAAGUUGAGAAAAGGGAACUGGUGGAGAUGAGUCCCUUGGAGAACGCCAGCGAGGUGAUUGAAAAUAAGACGCUGCAGUUGAGGACGCUGAUCGCCCAGUGCCAGAUGAGGCAGAUGCUGAACAUCAACCCUCUCACCAUGUGCCUGAACGGAGUCAUCGAUGCUGCUGUCAAUGGAGGACUGGCAAGAUACCAGGAGGUAUGGGACUGGAUGGAGAGCAGGGUCAAUCUGCCUCUAGUAGAUUUGAGGUGGACUUUGUGGUGCUUGUUAUUUCACUGCCUUAAAACUUGGAUCAAAAAGGUAGAGUACUGCAAAAAAGAAUGGGGAAAAUUGGAGUGGGAAAAUCCCAGUCCGUCUACCUCAAGUCUCAGCUCAAAUCACUCUGGCUCACACAAUGUGAACAGCUCUGCGCCCUCCAGCAAUAGAGCUUCUCCACUGCCGUCUGACAAGCACAAACACUCCAGAGAGAACGCCUGCCUCUCGCCACGGGACAGACUCUACAGCGGCAUUUUCUCCAGCCCACUGGACCCCACACAGAGAAUGAUUCCGUUCCAAAUCCCAGUGGAUUCCACAUUAUCACGCUGUGAACCCAAUCUCCCCACACCUGAGACAGGAUCUCUGUGCAAGAACGUGAGGUCACUGUCUCCCAUGCCAACCGCCCGUUCCCCUCAGAAGUCAAUGGUCCCGCCCCUCACGCCCUCUCCGACCGAUGGCUUGCCGAUGGGGAGCCUGGCAUCUCACUCUCCUGCCCGCUCUGGCAGCUACAGCAGCGGGAUCUCAUCCCUCAGCCGCUGCAGUGUCUCUGAAACGUGCGGGAUCGACCUCCCGCCGCCCGACCCUCCUCUACCCCCCGCCGUCCCCGCAGACAUGCCCAUUCGCCGGGGCAGCAAGACUCCUCCGCCCUACAGCGUCUACGAACGGAACAAUCCCCGGCGAGCGACGCCACUGCCUCACAGUCUGUCAGUGCCGCCCAGUACUGACAACCCCAACCUGACCGCCAAACACCAACUGAACCGUGUGCAGCGCAUUAAUUCAGAACCCCGUCACCGGCCCACACCCAGGAAGGUCUCUCAGCUGUAGCGUGUCAGCGGUAACCGGAAACUUGGACUACGUCGCAUUUUUUGUAAAAUAACUGUAGGUUAUGCAUCAUAAUUGGAAAUGUUUUUUCCAAGGAGGUGCAUUUUUGUGGAGGAUAAGGAGUGGCAUAUAAAUAAAUCUUUUUAAAA